AAAUAUAAACAUGACCUAAAUUUUUUUAUAAGAUAACUCCUAAAAUACCAACGAAAUAUACUAAGUCAAAAUCCUAACAUCUAAAGAGAUAAUAAUUAAGGGAUAAUGAGAAAGGAACAAUGAUCACAUACAUCAAUAUCCUCCCAAGUCAUAUACGAAUAUCUUGUGGGGUCCAUGGGGUACUCCUUUCUGUUGCCUGUCUUUCUUGAAUGCUAUUUUCAUUCAGUAAACCAAUUGCUUGUUACUAACUUGCUGCAAAUUGGAUUGAUUCUUCUGGUAUUAACUAUAUUUUCUCUCUGCAACAAUUUCUUAUUUCCUUUCUAGAGAUUUCAAGUUGUUCUUGUUGAAUGUUGAUUACAUUAGUCUAUAUCUUUGCCUUCAACUUCUCUAAGGGUCCAUUUGUUUGACCAAAUAUGAGUCGGCGUGAACUAUAUGUCCAAAGGGAUCACUUAUCCGAUGUUUGGUUAUGAUUUUUACUACUCGGAUUGAACACCCAUCGGCUAUAUAAUCUUGUCAAGUGUGGGAUAUACAGUACCAUGAGGGGGUGUGGUGUUAUUAACAUGAUCACUAUUAAUUCAUGGGAUUACUUAAUCCUAUGGGACUAUGUAUCUCUUCGCUGCCAGUAACAAAAGGACCCGAAAUAUAUUUAGCUUACUACAACGAACUUUGUUUAAUUUUCCUUAAGCUGAUUACUAGCAUGUUGUAUGAUCUUGGUUGCAGGGCAAGAAGCUUGUUAAAAUCAAAGAAAGAUGCCACAUAGAACCCGGCCCAUGACAGCGCUCUUGUUGUUUACUGGUCUCAAUGUCGUUUUAGUAUCAACCAUUACUCCAGUCUAUGAUUUUGUAUGUUUUCUUCCAUACUGGGAAAGAAGGAGAGAACAUCGUCGUGAAGAACGUGAGGCUGCCUUGGUAAAAGGUUCUUAAUCAACAUGAUCGUGACUCCAUGUUCAAGCUACAGAGACGAUAUGUGAUUUGGUUUGUGUGCAUAUAGCUAAUUGGCUAUGUAUUGUUGGAAAAUGUUUCAGCGAUAAAAAUUAAAAUGUUACCCAAUUUUCAUGUGAUAAUAUCCUCUCUAGCUAUUUGAGUCAAGCUUAUUAAUCAUUUCUUGAAAGGUUAAAA
Messenger RNA from Rhododendron vialii, 1118 nucleotides. RefSeq lists its product as uncharacterized. The transcript is spliced from 3 exons. Bases 750 to 923 code for a protein of 57 amino acids. NCBI's taxonomy places the organism in Eukaryota, Viridiplantae, Streptophyta, Magnoliopsida, Ericales, Ericaceae. The record is from RefSeq and is a predicted model, not a curated record.